UGUGUUCACGUACAUAGGCCAUAUGACAGCUAGACGUUGUGCUGAAAGGACGUAUUCUACUGUUCCGAGAUUUUACUCUACUUUGUGCCUAAUUGGAUAUUUAUUUACUCAUUGUAUUUCACUUUGGAUAUAUUUAGUGAAGAGAUGACUUUCCCCGAGGAUACUGAAUCAACGAUGCCAACACCUAAUAGAACCUCACUGAAACUUGGCGAUGCCAUGCAGACGGUGUUAGCGAGUGCCAUGCUGGAGAGCCGUGUUACUUGCGGCGCAUUCGAAUGCGCACAGCAACUACAAAAUGAUCCUGAUAACGUAGUGAUGUGUGUGCUACCCGUACAUCCGAUACAGGAGGACGUUACAAUACAGAUCCAGCACACCCUCAUACAAGCUUUCUGCUGGGAAAAUGACAUCAAAGUUAUCAAGGUCGAUACCAUGAAAAAAUUGUCGAAGAUCCUGACCAUGAAAUUCCCCGAGGACAACAACAACGUGGCAAACACUUGCGCCGUGGAUGCUGACUUCAGCUGUGUCCUCAUCCGGGCACUUAGCCCAAUUACAGAUCCAGCACUGUUGCAGCUCCUGGAGCCAACUGACCAUCCAAUCAUUGAGCUUCCUGAAUGAGAGUCGACCUUUGACCCAUCUCGGAUCAUAUUCUCUCACCAGGAAUCCGAUUUCCUGGACGAUCAUUUACUGAUCAUCAUUGCGGGUGCCCCAGAGGGUCCAACAGUCGGAGCAGACGACAGGUAUCUCCCAGCAAAAACUGAGGAUGCAAGUUCCUCCAGGCGAGACUCCGUCGUCCCCGACAACCUCAGAAGGGGCGCAGCGUUUCAUCACAACUAUUCCUGGACGGGCGAGGUUACGCCUCAUCGCUUACAGGAGUAAGAGAACCGUUACUGUACCGGUUCAGCCUGUUAUCAUCGCGAUAACGGCCAGGUGUGAACUAUAGUAUAAUAAACAUCCUUCGACGAGGCUGACGUCAGUGACCAUCGUCAGUGAGACGUCAGUCAAAGAGCAGACAGGUCUUACCAGACAGGUCUUCACGACAGAUUUUGACACGACGUGGCAAAUUGUGAACGGAUGAGACGUGGAAUAUGUGUGUGAUAAACAGUGCUAGCUAUAUGAAACGGCAGACAUCAACGGUAUUGUAACAUCCACAUGUACUACUGGACAGGGCCUGUCCGUAAUGCACUACACAUAGUCAGGUGUGAACAGUACACCGUUGGAACUCUUGUAUUCGCGCACCUGUUAUUGUCUAGUGUACAUUUACAGUCAAGAGACAAAUUACACCACAAGAGACAAAUUACACCACAAGUAUUAAUUAUACACUGUCGGAACUUUGUGUAUACUUGAUAUGUGCAGCUGAAACUGACAUCGUUCUAUUAUUACAUAUAAAUAUCAUCAGAGACAUAUUUCAGCCAAUCAGUUCACGUGUGAACCAACAUCCAUGUAGACUUUCAUUGAAAGCGAGAUUAAAAUGAGACAAUUGUCGAGUUGGACAAUAAUGAUGUUCAAUACGUAUUAAACAUAUAGAUACAUUUUGAAAUUACGUGAUAUAUAAUUAAAAUAUUGAAAC
Molecule: messenger RNA, 1567 nt
Organism: Mizuhopecten yessoensis (Yesso scallop)
Lineage: Eukaryota; Metazoa; Mollusca; Bivalvia; Pectinida; Pectinidae
Product: growth arrest and DNA damage-inducible protein GADD45 alpha-like
Exons: 5
Coding region: 145-615 (156 amino acids)
Biological process (GO): regulation of cell cycle
Cellular component (GO): nucleus; cytoplasm
Source: RefSeq, a predicted model, not a curated record